This is a messenger RNA of Anolis sagrei ordinatus, 567 nucleotides long. RefSeq names its product ribosomal protein S27 (gene RPS27). Gene Ontology annotation, cellular component: cytosolic small ribosomal subunit; ribosome. Gene Ontology annotation, molecular function: structural constituent of ribosome; RNA binding. The record is from RefSeq and is a predicted model, not a curated record. Gene Ontology annotation, biological process: translation; ribosomal small subunit assembly. NCBI's taxonomy places the organism in Eukaryota, Metazoa, Chordata, Lepidosauria, Squamata, Anolidae.
UCGACUUCCGGCCUCCCUCCGGGGAAACCCCGCGCCGAGCGGAUAUAGCGCCCUCUCCUUCCGGCGUGGCUCCUUUCCGGCCGUCGCUGCCUCCACGCGGACAUGCCUCUCGCAAAGGACCUCUUGCAUCCCUCCCCUGAGGAGGAGAAGCGGAAGCACAAGAAGAAGCGCCUGGUCCAGAGCCCCAACUCCUACUUCAUGGACGUCAAGUGUCCAGGUUGCUACAAGAUCACCACGGUCUUCAGUCAUGCUCAGACGGUGGUUUUGUGCGUUGGCUGCUCAACUGUGCUCUGCCAGCCCACGGGCGGGAAGGCUCGGCUGACAGAAGGAUGCUCCUUCCGGCGAAAGCAGCACUAGAUGCAGAAUUGGAUGGUUGUUGCCCGGCGGGCGGGGCUACAGGCCCAGGGUUGGCCGCCAUGAUGGCGCGCGCUCUCUCUCUCUCUGGGAGGGCACAGACAAGGUCCCAAGACACCCAAGGCCAGCCGCAACAGAGCGGAUCAAACCGCGGCCGCCUCUGUCCUUGUAGCCUCGCCCAUUUGACUCAAUAAAUUUUGGAUAUAAAGACAA